Messenger RNA from Sitodiplosis mosellana (orange wheat blossom midge), 5766 nucleotides. RefSeq names its product protein rhomboid (gene stet). Bases 2003 to 3367 code for a protein of 454 amino acids. The transcript has 8 exons. The record is from RefSeq and is a predicted model, not a curated record. Gene Ontology annotation, cellular component: membrane. Lineage: Eukaryota; Metazoa; Arthropoda; Insecta; Diptera; Cecidomyiidae. Gene Ontology annotation, molecular function: calcium ion binding; serine-type endopeptidase activity.
AACGUAUAAAAUGGAAAAUGAAAUGCGCGCGUACACUCACAUUUUAUUGUACUGCAAAUAGAUUCGGCGAAUCCAUACUCGACAUUUCCAUUCCGGGUGAUUUGCAGUCAGUUGACAUUUCUAUCGACGACAACCGAACAAGAAGAACUAGCAGCGGAUAAAAAAAAAAACAAACAACAAAAGCACGUCUUGUAUUUUGCAGUGUGUGUUUGUUUGCUUCCAUUCUAUCGAUUUUCUAGUAUUUUGUGUAUUUGUCGAUAAAAUAGAGACAAAAAUAAAACAAGUCCAAAACUUUAUUUUGUGAAGUUAAUUUCUUUUGAAACGAGAUAAAAAUAAUUCGUGUAUAUGAAUUUCAAACAUUGUUUCGAAAAGAAUUGAUAAUUUAUUUGCCGCAAAGUGGAAGGAAAAAAGAGGUUUGAAGCGAAAAAAUCUAACAACGACUCCAAUUAGUGAAACAAAACCUCAGAAUAGUAUUCAUAGAACGAAAAAGAAACAGAAACAUUUACUUGAUAUUGAGUCUGUUUUUUUUUUUCUCUCUAUCAAACAGAAAAUCUUAUGAGUUCUCCUUUAUUUGAGGAAAAGUUCCAUAAAUAAAUCGAAGAAAAAUAGUUUCAAAGUGUUGAAAAUGUGGAUUUUUUCAAAACAUAUUUUUCAUUGACAUUUAUUGUAAUUUGCAUUGCCACACGAUGAAAAAUAUUGCAGCCCGUCAAAAAUUAUGAAUUUAAUUCGAUAUCGAAAGGAGUGAAAAUAGUUUACGCAUACAUAACUGAGAAAUAAAUGGGGUUUUUUUCUGUGGAAAACGAGACAAUUGGCUCCAUUGUUUUGGAAUUAAAAGGUUGAAAAACUUGGACUCAAAAGUCAAUUGCGAAGAAAAAGCAAUUGACGGAAGAAAAAGGGAAAAAAACUUCAUCCAUAUUGUUUGAAUGCGCUGCAAUCUCGCAGUGUACGAGAAAUUCUUACGAAGCGUUUUGUGUUUACGUGUUGUUACCAUAGAAACCGUACCGUAAAAUAUCUGCUGGAUGGUGAUAGGAUAGAUUCCGAAGACGGCGAGUUGUGUGUAGUGAAUUUUGAAUGCGCGCACGGAGCCCAUGUGCCCACCGCAUCAACGCGAAAAGCAUUUAGUGAAAUUGCAUUCCAUGAACUUGAAUGCACAGAACACACAUACACACACACACACACACGUUGUGUGCCUCUUGUCUAGCGAAUGAAGAACCUCAUACCACUCACAAUCGUUUCGAAAUAAUCACACAUACAAAUCGACGACAAGAAGAAAGAGAGAGGGACAGAGAGAGAGAGAGAGAGAGAGAGAGAGAGAGAGAGAGAGAGCGUGAGCGCAGGAAAAAAAGAACCAAAGCAAUAACAUAUACACGCGGGGCACUGCCGUUGUUUUCGUUACAUACCGAAAAAAAGACUUAGAAAUAGAGAGUCAUUGCUCUCAAAGGUUGCAUGCAGCCGACAAAAGUGAAUAAGUGAGAUUGUAUAAUGUGGUUAUAAAUAAAUGAAUAAAAAGGAAGAAAGGACCUUAUAAAACGCCGUGAUAUUUCCCCUCUUUUCUUCCUUGCCAAUCCCAACGAACAAAGAGAAGCGAGUGAGAGCGAGCCAUGCGAAUCAAAAGGGCACUUUCGUGAUAUUCAUUCAUUGACAUUCGAAAAUGGCAUGAAAUUGUAAGAACAAAAACCGAAAUUACAAAAGGCACAAAACGACACGAAAGUUAAGUAGCAGCGACAAAAAAAAACACACACACAAUACGAAUACAAUAAAAGAGAGGCUACGGGGGAAAAAUUGACAUGCACGCCAAAUGCGAUUUGGAUAGUUUGAUUGGAUAAUAAUCGUCGUUGUCGUUGAGACAAGAGAGAGAGAGAGAGAGAGAGAGAGAAAUAAAACGAACAUUUUAUUCGCUGCGCUUUGUUUCGAGUCGGAAAUUAAAAAUAAAAACAUUUUUCGCUUGGUAUUUGUUGUUAUUGUUGUGUGAUGCGGUGAUGCGAAGUUGUUCAUUCGAAUAAUGUGGCCGGGAUUUGAAAAGUUCAAUACCAAACAGGAUAAUUCAAGUCAAAAUGAAACAAUAGAUCACAUCUCAACAAUUGCCGGCUCCUUGGCUUCCAUCGGAACUGAACACACUGAAUCACCGGGCUUGGAUGAUCGCGUCUACGAUACAGACCAUACCGAUCUCAAUUCCGAUUUCGACGAAUCUGAACUGCGCCGUGAACUUCUAGAAGAUAAAUGGCGUCAACUCUUCGAUAAAUUUGAUCCGGAAGGUUUUGGCGAGAUACCCGUCAAUGAUUUCUUAGUUGCCUUAAAAUCGCCUGAGCUUCAAUCGCAAGUGCCUUUUAAUAAAAUUGAAUUGCUUUAUCAUCGUGCAUUGAAAUCAAAAGAGCCAAACGGAACGGGGACAAUAUCAUUUCAGGAAUUCGUGAAUGUGAUGAGCGGUAAGCGAUCACGCAGUUUCAAGUGUGCCGUUCAUCAUCGAGAUCGCGAAGUUUGCUCUGAGAACGAUUUUCAUAUUAUAAACGAGUACCAACCACUAUUUCAAAGAAUGGUUCACGUAAUUGCAAUGGAAGUGCUACCGGAGGAACGAGACCGGAAAUAUUAUGCAGACAGUUAUUCAUGUUGUCCGCCACCGCUGUUCAUACUGCUGAUCACUAUAAUCGAGUUGGGAUUUUUUGCAUACUAUUCGCUGAUGUCAGGACAACUUGAACCGGCCGGUCCCAUUCCGAUCGAUUCGUUAUUCAUCUAUCGGCCCGACAAACGGCAGGAAUUAUGGCGUUUCGGUACCUAUAUGGUUUUACAUGCCGGAUGGUUUCAUUUGGCUUUCAAUCUAAUUGUACAACUUCUGGUGGGCUUACCAUUAGAAAUGGUACAUGGUUCAACGCGCAUCGGUUGCGUCUAUUUGGCCGGUGUAUUAGCUGGUUCGAUGGGCACCAGCGUAUUCGAUCCGGAAGUGUAUUUAGUUGGUGCCAGUGGUGGUGUGUACGCUCUUCUGGCCGCACAUUUAGCUAAUGUCAUGCUGAACUACAACAAUAUGCACUAUGGCAUCAUUCGAAUUGUCGGCAUUUUUCUUUUCGCGUCAUGUGAUGUGGGUUUUGCCAUCUAUACACGGUAUGCAAUCGAACCGACAACCGCGCCGUCCAUUUCCUACAUUGCACAUUUAACGGGUGCACUGGCCGGCCUCACCAUUGGUCUGCUCGUUCUCAAAAGUUUCGAACAAAAACUACACGAACAACUCAUUUGGUGGAUUGCGCUGGGCGUUUAUUCGGCAUGCACAAUAUUUGCCAUCGUCUACAAUCUACUCAACACAAUCACCGCACAGAAAUUUGAAGAAAACGAGGAAGUCUUUAAAAAACAGUUAUUCGGCGAUUUUGGCAUAUGAAAAUGAAAACAAUGGUCAGAACUGUGAAUGAACAGCGAAACAUGGAGCAAGAAAUGGAGAGAAGAAAGAGAGAAAAAAAUUGGAAAGACGGAAAGAGAGAAAACAACAGCAACAACAACAUCAUACACUCAUAUUUAUGGCAUAUUCAUUCUCAUCGUGUGCAUGAGACCAUUGAAAAUGUGCACAAUCGUUGUUACCGAUAUAAAUUGCUGCUGUUGGUUGUUACGGUGAUGGUGGUGGUGGCGGUGGCAGAGACAGAGGCAACGGCAGCCAGUUCCAGUGCACGCCGCACAAAUCAAUCAUUCCGUGCAAAUAUCUUUUUGGAUCAAAACGAUAAUAUAAUAUAUCAUUAUUAAAUUACGUUUUUUUCCUCUCUCUCCUCUGGUUCAUUCCCAUUCGAAAGAUGGAACACCGCCCUGAGAAUGAAAUAGGUUUUUUUUUUUAAUUAACAAUGUUUUAUUAAAUCAAAGGCUCUCGGAAAUUUGUGCCUAGAACGUCAAAGCAAUUGACAUUUCAAUGCUUUUAAGUCAGUAGAACGUCAAUGCUGCUAAUGACAUUGACGUUUUAGGCAAAAGCAACAUAUGCGAUUCCCGAGAGCAUUUAUAAUUUAGUUUAAUUUAUUAACUUAUUGUUUUUUUUUUGGUCGAAUACGCUCCCCGUGCAAAGCGCACGAGCAACAAGCAAAACAGACACAAAAAACUACUAUUAUUUAAUUUACGAAAUGAUUUAUGAAUGAUGCAAAAAAAAAAGAGAAAGAAGUUCAGAAAAAGUUACGAAAGAGUGAGAAAAAGAAGAAGAGGAUGGAGAAGGGAAAAAAAGCAUAGUGCAUGGUGCAUGAGGAGCCAAUUUUGUAUAUAGUUAAAUUGAAAUCAAUGGAGUGAAAAGUGAAAAUAUGUGGAGAGAACAAAAAAAAAACAGCGGAGAAGAAAAGAAUAAACUGUAGAAAAACGAAACAACUUACUAAAUGCAUACACAUCAAAUGAUUGGAUGUAGACAGUCGUACAUCAAGAGAGUAGCAUGAAAGCUCGAUAAUACCAAAGCUAUCAAGUGAAACGAAAAAUAGAAAAAAACUCAAGAUGAAGAAGUAAAAAAAAACACACUCGAGAAAUAAAUCAAGAAAAAAUAACUAAUUUUAUUGAAUAGGUGUAGAAAGAUGAAAUAAUGAGAAAUAAUUAAAUUGCAUUAAGACUUUAACGUUUGAAUCGUUAAUUGUGCGCGUGCAUUUAUGCUUUUUCAUCAUCGUCGCCGUCAUCUUUCAUCGAUUGCACGCCAUUUAUCAUCGAAGCGGUGGUUGUGUUGCUUGAAGUGUGCAACAUUUCAAAAAAUUUGCCAAAUCUAAUAACAGCAGCGGCAGCAUCGAUUGAUACGGACGGCUGACAAAUGAUAAAACAACAACAACCAAUUAAUUUUUUUCUUUCCAUUGAGUGAAAAGAAAAAUUGCCCAAAUAUACAUAUGUUGCAUGCAUCACACACACACACACAGUUCCACAGCCGGUUAUCGUAUACUGUAUUAUUUCUUCUUUUUUAUGUCAUUGUACAGUCAUUCUCAUCAUCAACAGCAAACGAUCUUAUGUAUGCGCGCGUGCGCGCGUGCGCUCUUGCAAUUUAAUCCACACCAAACCAAACCAAAUUGCUUGGUUGAGCUGCACAAAUCCAUUUUGAUGAUUAUAAUCACUGUGCAUGAACUAAAUCCAAUCCAUAGACUGAUUAAACAUUAACAUACAUAAUAAAAGUUAUAGUUAGAAACAGAAAGAAAGAAAAUAAAAACCAAUUUACAAUGAAUUAGCCUCAUACAAUGUCAAAAUGAAUUCGAAACUAAAGCAACCGAAAUAAAAUAGUACAUUAAAAAUGAAAUAAAAACAACAGGAAAAAAAAACAUUGCCGAAACGUACGUUAAUGAAAUAAAGAAGAAAAAAACACGUAUCUGCAACAUAGCAAUAGAAUGUAAACGAAAAAGCAUUAAUUUAUAUGUCAUAAACUCUAAUUUUACCAAUGAAAUUCUCUAAGUCUAAGCUGGCCUAAGCUAAAAACAAACACAACACAAAUUAUUCAAUACCUUCUUUUUCAAAGCGCUCGCAAAUUUGGUUUCUUUCUCUCUUUUUUUCAAGAAAUAAAAAAUUUGGUAAUGAAAAUGCGAGUCUUUUUGCAUGAUAGAAAUUUUACCCUUCUUUGUGCUUGCCUCGCAUUUUGAAGCAUUUAGAUUUUUUUUUUCUUAGAAAAAAAUGGGGAAAGAAAUUAUUAUUCGUUUGCAAUUGAUUCCAAUGCAGAGAGCGACCAAAAGCUAGUCACUAUAUACUUCAAGAUAAAAUAAAAUUUAGAAAAAAAAACCACAUGAGUUUUUUUUUUAAGGAAUUAUCAUUAAGCAUCGAUUUUGUUCCAAUUCGUACAUUUUAAGUAAU